AGCGGCCAGCGGGGGCGGGGCUGUGUAAGGACCGGCUGGUCAGGGCGGGCACCGAGCGGAGGCGCGGGGCGUGUCCCCUGUCAAGAGCAAUGCUCUGCAGGUCUGGGUACCGCGCGCUGCCCCUAGGGGAUUUUGACCGCUUCCAGCAAUCGAGUUUCGGCUUUCUGGGCUCGCAGAAGGACUGCUUGUCCCCGGAGCGGGGUGGCGUGGGGCCGGGAGCCGAUGUACCCCAGAGUUGGCCCUCCUGCCUCUGCCACAGCCUCAUCAGUUUCCUGGGGUUCUUGCUGCUAUUGGUCACCUUCCCAAUUUCUGGCUGGUUUUCCCUGAAGAUUGUGCCCACCUAUGAACGCAUGAUUGUAUUCCGCCUGGGCCGGAUCCGCAAUCCCCAGGGCCCUGGCAUGGUUCUUCUCCUGCCCUUCAUUGACUCCUUUCAGAGGGUGGAUCUGAGGACAAGAGCCUUCAAUGUCCCUCCCUGCAAGCUGGCCUCUAAGGAUGGGGCUGUGCUGUCUGUGGGUGCUGAUGUCCAGUUUCGUAUCUGGGACCCUGUGCUGUCGGUGAUGACUGUGAAGGACCUGAACACGGCCACGCGCAUGACAGCCCAGAAUGCCAUGACCAAGGCCCUGCUCAAGAGGCCGCUGCGGGAAAUUCAGAUGGAGAAGCUCAAGAUCAGUGACCAGCUCCUGCUGGAGAUCAAUGACGUAACCAGGGCCUGGGGGCUGGAGGUGGACCGUGUAGAGCUGGCAGUGGAGGCCGUGCUCCAGCCACCCCAGGACAGCCCAGCCGAGCCCAGCAUGGACAACACUCUCCAGCAGCUGGCUCUACACUUCCUGGGAGGAGGCAUGAACUCAGUGGCUGGAGGUGUCCCACUCUCAGGGCCAGUGGACACCGUGGAGAUGGUGAGUGAAGUUGAACCACCUGUCCCUGCGGCUGGGCCCAGCCCGAAGCAGCCUGUGGUCGAGGGGCUGCUGAUUGCUCUACAGCCCUUCCUGUCCGAGGCCCUGGUCAGCCAAGUCGGGGCCUGCUAUCAGUUCAAUGUCGUCCUGCCCAGUGGUACCCAGAGCAUCUACUUCCUGGACCUCACUACAGGGCGAGGAAAGGUGGGACAUGGGGUGCCUGAGGGCAUCCCCGAUGUGGUGGUGGAGAUGGCUGAGGCAGACCUGCAGGCCCUAUUGUGCAGAGAGCUACGGCCCCUGGGGGCCUACAUGAAUGGGCGGCUCAAGGUUAAGGGCGACCUGGCUGUGGCCAUGAAGCUGGAGGCUGUUCUCAGGGCCCUGAAGUAGAGGCCUUGGCUGACCAUCUUUAGCCCAGCCCCAAGCCUGGCAUCCAGCCAGGGGGUGGGGUGAGCGGGAGCUCUUGGAGGAGGCUCUGGUCUGCACCAUGGGGAGUUAAGGCCCUAAGAAGUGUCAAUCCCAGCCAGCAGCCCACAGAUGGAGGCUGGGAGAGGCUGGGUCAGGCUACCCUGCACUCUAUCCUCCAGGGGUUCUCUGAACAAGCCUUUGCUGUGUGCCCCUCCCUGAGCUGGAUACUGGAGUGACGACAGGAGAGCCAGGCCUGCCCUGCCCUGCUGGAGCUUCCUGACUGAAGAGGCAGGACUCACAGAAACAGCCUGCUGGCAGCUGACUCAGUCCCUGUGUGAGGGAGCAAAACACAAGGCUCAGGCUCUAAAAGCACCAAGGGGGGACUAGUGGGAGUAGGGAGGGGGAGGGAAGGCAGCCUCCACAAAGAGGUCACUGCAGCCAAGGCAUCUAGGGAUUGGGCUGGUCUUGCCUUCCUGGUUACAGUCCAGGCUCACGGCUAGUAGGGGAAAGAGCAGCGCCUGCUGCUUCCCUGGCGCUACUCCCGAAGAUGCCGGGAAAGACUUGUGAGAAAAAGUCUAUCUACCCUCCUUCCUGCAUGCCUGACAAGCUGGGGCCCAGGGCAGCAUGAAGGAAAGCCCUGAGUUCCUGUGCUUUUUACCAGAGGUUUGCAAACAUCAGACAAAUAAAUGUGGUGUUUACAAUGUACAGGAGAAAAGAAGUGAGCAGGGGUCUGUGUGGUAUGGAGUGGGCUGGGGGCCCAUGAGAUAAUUCCCCUACUGUUGGCACAGGCAGGGACCAAGGCCCUGGAGGCUGCACACAGCGUCUCAAAGCCCCUGGGAGCAGAGCUGGGGCAGGGUGGGGAGCUCUCUGUUUCUCUUUGCAGUCAGGUACGGACUUGCCAGGGCAGUAGUGCACAAGCACCCACACAGUGGGUGGGAGUGGCAGUGGGCUAGGGGGUGCUUGUAACCCAUUUGAGAGAGGAGUUGGGGCCACUAUCAGCUUCCCCACACACACACACCCUGGGUCACUGUCCGUUGCCUUAAGGGAGGAAAACAGUCAUUGAGGCCUGGCCCCAUGCCAGCCCUGCUUUCAUUUCUAGUGCUCCUGCCCCAGAGAAGGGGGUUGUGACUUGUCUAGUCCUAAGAAAGAAAGAUUACUUCCUGGAAAGACUUGUGUAAGACCACAAAAGCAGAGCCCCCCCUUUUAAGAAUAGCCCCUGGGUUGUCCUCCAGCACUGCCCUGUUUCUCCUCCCACCCCUUCCUGGGCCCCAGGAUCAGUUCAGCAUGCCCCUCUGUCCCUGCCCUGCCACACACUGUCCUAUCCUUCCUUCCUGGUCCUUCCAUUGUAGAUGGUCCACAUCACCUAAAGCCCAGUGCUGACUCCACCGUCAUCAACACGACCACUGGGGGCCAGGUUUCUAGGGCCUCUACCAGGUGUCCCAGCCUCCUGCACCUGCCGCUGCCCCUUCCCUCACUUGGGGGACCUCUCCUGGGCUCUCCCAGGGCUUUGCAACUGGGGCUGUCUGUCAAAAGCCCUCCAGCCCUCAGCGGCCACACUGCAGCCACCUGCAGAGGCCCAGUGUGGUUUGGUCCCCUAUGUUCUCGCUUGGGCUCCCUUACAUUUUGCAGCUGUCUUUGUGCGCGUUCCCACCACCGGUGUUACUGUCUCUCACAUACCUGCUGCCUACCCUGCUGGUCUGGGAAAUCGCAGCUUCAGCGAGGAUUCCCUCCACGGCAGCUGCCCCUAGGGUGGACCAAGGCGGCAGGGAAAAUGAGAUGGAAACGGGGAAUUGAAAGUCUUCAGAUUUUCUUUGUGGGUGCAGGAAGUCAACCUAACAUUUAGAGGAAACUGAAACUUUUCUUGACGUUUGUGUGGGUGGAGGGCAGGGCCUGCUGCUGAAUGUUAACCCCACACCCCAAGGAGGAAGCUCAUUCCUUGGCCAGCACUCCAGGAAUGGGAGCAUGGGUUAGUGGCUCCUGGGCUACAAAAACUGAGCAGAGCUUGCAGACCACAGGGGAGGGAGGACAGAGGCGGAGGAUGGAAGACCCUGAAGGGGUCAGCUGUGGGGAGGGAGGAGGGGGAUGAGGUCCCCUACUUAGAAGCUGCAGUUACAGUUACAUAGGUGAUGGGAAGAGAUGCGGAAGGACAUUUGUUGAGGGAAGUCCCUCCAGAGCACUGCUGAAGGAGGCAAUGGGAGAACUCUGCUUUGGGGAACUAGAACCUACUGUGAGGAGGUGAGGAGGGGAUGUGUUUAAGGGACCGAAAUAAUAACCACUGUUGUUUGCCAAAUAUGUCCCUACACUGCACUAGACAUACCUGUAUCUUAUUUUUUUCCUUGAUAACCUGAUGAAUAAU
Nycticebus coucang (slow loris) is the source of this 3654-nucleotide messenger RNA. It is a transcript of the gene STOML1, whose product is annotated as stomatin like 1. The record is from RefSeq and is a predicted model, not a curated record. The transcript has 7 exons. NCBI's taxonomy places the organism in Eukaryota, Metazoa, Chordata, Mammalia, Primates, Lorisidae. The coding region runs from base 90 to 1280 and encodes 396 amino acids. Gene Ontology annotation, cellular component: plasma membrane.